This is a messenger RNA of Zootoca vivipara (common lizard), 4552 nucleotides long. It is a transcript of the gene ARNT, whose product is annotated as aryl hydrocarbon receptor nuclear translocator. Gene Ontology annotation, biological process: regulation of DNA-templated transcription. Lineage: Eukaryota; Metazoa; Chordata; Lepidosauria; Squamata; Lacertidae. Gene Ontology annotation, cellular component: transcription regulator complex; cytoplasm; nucleus. The record is from RefSeq and is a predicted model, not a curated record. Gene Ontology annotation, molecular function: protein dimerization activity; DNA-binding transcription factor activity.
CUGGAGCGGCCGCCAUCUUGGAAUUGACGCUUCGCGAGAGGGGAGAACUGAGGCAGGGGCGGGGGGGGGGGAGUGGAGCGGACUCCCUCUCCUCCUGUCGCCAUGGCAACAGCUGCUGCUAACCAGGAAAUGGCAUCGGAUGUCCCCUUGCUGGGCUCUGCUUCAGGGACGCCUGGCCCCGACGCGUGUUCUGGAGGGAGCAUCGUCCAGAGAGCAAACAAGCGGAGGACAGGGCUCGAUUUUGAUGACGACGGAGAAGGGAACAGCAAAUUUCUCAGGUGUGAUGAUGACCAGCUCCCGAACGACAAGGAGCGGUUUGCUAGGUCUGAUGAUGAGCAGAGCUCAGCGGAUAAGGAAAGACUGGCCAGGGAGAACCACAGCGAGAUCGAGCGCCGCCGGAGGAACAAGAUGACGGCCUACAUCACGGAGCUGUCGGAUAUGGUGCCCACCUGCAGCGCCCUGGCCCGCAAGCCGGACAAGCUCACCAUCCUGCGCAUGGCCGUCUCGCACAUGAAGUCCCUGCGGGGCACCGGGAACACCUCCACCGACGGCACCUACAAGCCCUCCUUCCUCACCGACCAGGAGCUCAAACACUUGAUUCUGGAGGCGGCCGACGGGUUCCUCUUCAUCGUGUCCUGCGAGACGGGCCGGGUGGUCUACGUCUCCGACUCCGUGACACCCGUCCUGAAUCAGCCCCAGUCCCAGUGGUUCGGCAGCACCCUCUAUGACCAGGUGCACCCCGACGACGUGGACAAGCUGCGGGAACAGCUCUCCACGUCAGAGAACGCCCUCACGGGUCGCAUCCUGGACCUGAAGACGGGGACCGUCAAGAAGGAAGGCCAGCAAUCCAUGCGGAUGUGCAUGGGAUCCCGGCGGUCUUUCAUUUGUCGGAUGAGAUGCGGCAACGCCACGGUGGAUCCAGUCUCCAUGAACCGCCUCAGCUUUAUGAGAAACAGGACCCGGAAUGGGUUGGGUGCUGUGAAGGAUGGCGAGCCUCAUUUUGUCGUGGUCCACUGCACAGGCUACAUCAAAGCCUGGCCACCAGCAGGGGUCUCCCUCCCAGAUGAUGACCCAGAUGCUGGGCAGGGGAGCAAGUUCUGCCUGGUGGCCAUCGGCAGGCUGCAGGUCACGAGCUCGCCCAGCUGUGUGGACAUGAACACUGUGUGCCAGCCCACCGAGUUCAUCUCGCGGCACAACACCGACUGCCUCUUCACCUUCGUCGACCACCGCUGCGUGGCCACCGUUGGCUACCAGCCGCAGGAACUCUUGGGAAAGGAUAUUGUUGACUUCUGCCACCCGGAAGACCACCAGCUUUUGAGGGACAGCUUCCAGCAGGUGGUGAAGUUAAAAGGCCAAGUUCUGUCCGUCAUGUUCCGUUUCCGGUCCAAGAACCAAGAAUGGCUCUGGAUGAGAACUAGCUCCUUCACCUUCCAGAACCCCUACUCAGAUGAGAUAGAGUACAUCAUCUGUACCAACACCAACGUGAAGAACGCCAGCCAGGAGUCCCGGCCUGCCUUGGCCAAUCAGAUGCAGCGGCCCCAACUGGGCCCGAACACCAGCCUGCCUUUGGAGAUGAGUCCUGCCCAGCUAGCGGCGAGGCAGCAGGCGACGCAGCCAACAGACGUUGACGUGGUCCCUGUCAGGGAAAGCUUAGCCAGUUACGACCACACCCAGGCUGCCGUUCAACCGGUGGCCACCACAGGCCCGGACCAUGGCAAACCUCUGGAGAAAGCAGAGACCCUCUUCAGUCAGGAGCGGGACCAUCGCUUCAGUGAAAUUUACAGCAGCAUCAGCACAGACCAGACGAAGGCCGUCUCUUCUGGCGCUCUGCCUGCCAGCCAGUCCCUCUUCUCCCAGGGAAGCAGUUUCAUAGCUCCACGUCCCACCGAGAACUUCAGGAGCAGCACGAUGGUGCCCCCCGUGAACGUCAUUCAGCAGCAGCUGCCCACAGCACCGCAUUCAGCCUCAGCGGGGCAGAUCCUGGCCCAGAUCUCUCGCCACUCCAAUCCCGAUCAGGUCUCCGGGACCACGUGGGCUUCAGGGACAACACGGACGUCUUUCACAGCCCAGCAGGUGGCUUCCCAGGCUGUUAAGACUCGGCCGCCUUCCUUUGCCAUGGGCACCUUCCAAGGCACCCCGUCCUCCUUCAGCCCCAUGUCGACACAAGGCUCCACAGCUUCGCCAGGCGGGUCUGCCUACCCAAGCCUUGCCAGCCGCAACGCCAGCUUCGCUGCUGGAGAGAGUGGACAGGCCCCAGCCCCGUUCCAGCCCAGGACAGCGGAGGGGGUCGCCGUGUGGUCGCAGUGGCAGGGUCAGCACCACGGACAGAGUCCAAGCGAGUCGCACACCCAGCAGCAGCCGCCAAACCAGUCGGAAGUCUUCCCGGACAUGUUAUCCAUGCUGGGGGAACAGGGAGCCAGCUACAACAAUGAAGAGUUUCCCGAGCUGAACAUGUUCCCUCCCUUUUCGGAAUAAGGAUGGGAAAACAAUCCAUGCAGAUGGCGUAGUUUCCCCCGGCCCUCCAUGUAGCGACGCAGGAAGGGAAGAGCAUUUGUGACUCCCCACCCAUCCUUUCUAACUUCUGUCAAAGACUGCCAAAGCCUUCCUACUUCUGGGAAGCAGAAGCGCUGCAGGCGAGGCGUCACAGAGGGAGUCCGGCUCAUUCCCAGCUUGGGUGGAGCCUCCAACGAGGCCACUGUUUCCCUCCUUCCCAGCAGACCUGCCGCAAACCGGUUGCGUUUUGGAGAAAGCUGCGUGUGCAGUCAAAAAGCAGUCACAAGGACUUGGGGAGCCCAAUGAGGGGACGAUACUCAGUGUGCGAUCAUCAGGGAUUUUUAAAAGCUCAAUGGGUGUUUAGGUUUUUUUUUUAAAAAAAAACACCCUACGCCAUAACCUUUUAUACAUAUAUACAUAUAUAUAAAUAUAUCAAAAUUGUAUUCUUGUUUAUACGAUGUCAGGGAAUGGGGGCAGAAUUUGCACCCCGAAAUGAUGCUUAAAGCGCUGUGUAAUUCCGUCACCUGUGAACACCCGAGGCAUAUAGAGGAACUCGUUGCCGCACACUCGUUUCACUAGCGUCCGCACUCGUGUGUUCAGGUCUUGCACGUUAUCUCCCUUGAGCAGUGUUAAUGAAAUGGAGAAAUGGAGGGGUCUGCCUGCCCCCACCCCAACGGUUCACAGUGCUGGGCUAGCAACUUUCUCCCCCACCAGGACUUGGAUGCUGUGUAUGUCUUUAGGGCAUUAUGCUCUCCCCAUAAUGUAUAGGGGAACUGGGAUGCCAGCCGGCACUAGGAACAACAGGGAAGUUGGGGGUGGGGAGUUGGGGGGCAUCGAAGCUGGCUGCAGUUGGCUAGUCAAGGAAAAAGUAGGCAUGGCGUGUCCUGAAGGAAGCCUUCAGGUUCCUCUGUUCUCUGGAAACCCAGACAAGCAAGUGUGGUGUUUGCCUUCUGGGAUGAUGAGACUCAAGGUAUCCACCAAUGAAGCUGGCCCCGUUCUUCCCAUAACGUGUGCAAUUAAAAGUGGGCCUUGCUCAUUAGCGGAACCCUCUUGGUUUUCUUUUUUCUUGUAAUGCUUCAGGAUGGGCAACACUUCCAAGCCAUAAAAAUCAUCGGUAGCACAAAAGCUUUUUGUUGUUGUUGCAUUGUUGAGGAUUUUGGGGUUCACGUGGGUCUCCUUUGUGUCCAUCCCUCUCUUAAUGUGAAAUGGGACAGGGCUGCGAUCUUCCCUUGGCGCUCACACAAUUCUGGAAACAAGCGGAUUUAAUCUGAGCAGGUUUCCUGUCCACCUGUUGUUCCUGGUGAUGUCUCCCCCCUGCCCUCCUUCAGUGGCAGGGGGGGGGGAGAACACACACACCUGUCUCUCUACCCCAAUCCAGGCAUCAUCCUGCUCACCUGUUCUAGGGGGUGGGGAGUAAGAAUUGAGAUGAGAUGAUGGGAACCUUGUUCUGGAGAUGUGUGAUCGUCAUUGAAAUGUACUUACAUUUGUCAUGAAGCCUGAAUUCUUGGAAUCUACCACUGUCUUCUUUCAGAAAUUGCAGUUGAAAGUGGGGUGCACUCCAGGCUUUGGAUAGAGAGGAAGACUGUUCCUCUCGUGUUCCAGAUGUUAUUUAUACGAUAUCGAAUAGUGUAACAAUGCAGUGCUGUCUUUUCUGAAAAGGAAAAAUGAAAGAUCAGGAUAAAUUCUUUUAAAAACCCAUGGUGAUUCUCAUUUCUAUCUUGCAAAACUCAGCCAUUGUUUGCCAAACCGCAAGGAUUGAUCUCCCGGUGUCCCAAAAAUAUGGCACCAACCACUUUGCGAUUUAAAAGCAACAAUAACUUUUUAGUAAUGACUGCAGAAUUCAGCAUCUGGAUAAUUUCUACUUCUUUUUUUCUUUUUUGUACUUUUUUUUUUUAAAAAAAAAAAAUCAAGUUCCUAGCCCUCAUGAUGAAGAGGACCAGCUUGAUGUCUGUGGGCCCAUGUCUCAGAAGCAUUUUACUGUUUUUUGUGUCGGCCUUUUGUCCCUUGCCCUGGCUUAACAGAGCAAUUAUGCAAAAUAAACGAUAUGCCAUAUGUUUUA